AUGUCGACGUUGAAACCAAAAUCUUCGAACAAUAACUUGAAAGUGAGGUCAAGGCCAAGACGUAAGUCUUCCAUAGGGAAGAUCGAUCUUGGAGACACUGUACCUAGCUUGGGUACCAUGUUCGAGACAAAAGAAUCGAAAACAGCUGCCAAAAGGCGUAUGCAAAGAUUGUCUGAAGUUACCAAAAAUGAUAGUGACCUGGUUAAGAAAAUCUGGUUUUCAUUUAGAGAGAUAAGUUAUCGUCACGCCUGGAUAGCUCCCUUGCUGAUUCUGGUUGCGGUAUAUAGUGCCUAUUUCACUUCUGGUAACACCACAAAGACAAACGUACUACAUAGAUUCGUUGCUGUAUCAUAUGAGGUUGAUGACACGAACGUAUAUGGCAAAGGUGUUAACGAUCUAUGCUUUGUACUUUACUAUAUGAUCUUUUUCACAUUUCUACGUGAAUUCCUGAUGGACAUUGUCAUUAGACCAUUUGCAAUCAGACUGCACGUGACAUCGAAACACAGAAUGAAGAGAAUCAUGGAACAAAUGUAUGCCAUCAUCUACACUGGCAUUUCCGGGCCCUUCGGGUUAUAUUGUAUGUACCAUUCGGAUUUAUGGUUUUUCGAUACAAAGGCAAUGUACAGAACGUAUCCAGACUUUACCAAUCCCUUUUUAUUCAAGGUAUUCUAUCUGGGUCAGGCAGCCUUCUGGGCGCAACAAGCGUGCAUUCUAGUGCUGCAACUGGAAAAGCCAAGAAAAGACCAUAAUGAAUUGACCUUCCAUCAUAUUGUUACUCUGCUAUUAAUUUGGUCUUCUUACGUCUUCCAUUUCACCAAAAUGGGGCUGCCAAUCUAUAUCACAAUGGACGUUUCCGACUUUCUUUUGUCAAUUUCCAAAACUUUAAAUUAUUUGGACUCCGGCAUAGCAUUUAUCUCUUUUGCCAUUUUUGUCGUGGCAUGGAUUUAUUUGCGUCAUUACAUAAAUUUGAAGAUUUUAUGGUCCGUUUUAACACAAUUCCGCACAGAAGGUAACUACGUUUUGAAUUUCGCUACUCAGCAAUAUAAGUGUUGGAUCUCCUUACCAAUUGUCUUCGUGUUAAUAGGCGCCUUACAAUUGGUGAAUCUGUAUUGGUUAUUCUUGAUUUUUAGAGUUCUUUACAGAAUUCUAUGGAGAGGUAUUCUUAAGGAUGACAGAAGCGAUAGUGAAUCGGAUGAUGAAAGUGAUGAAAGCACUACUACACCAACUGAUAGUACUCCUACGAAAAAAGACAUUUGA
This is a messenger RNA of Saccharomyces kudriavzevii IFO 1802, 1257 nucleotides long. It is a transcript of the gene LAC1, whose product is annotated as sphingosine N-acyltransferase LAC1. Gene Ontology annotation, cellular component: membrane. Gene Ontology annotation, biological process: ceramide biosynthetic process. The transcript has a single exon. Gene Ontology annotation, molecular function: sphingosine N-acyltransferase activity. NCBI's taxonomy places the organism in Eukaryota, Fungi, Ascomycota, Saccharomycetes, Saccharomycetales, Saccharomycetaceae. The coding region runs from base 1 to 1257 and encodes 418 amino acids. The record is from RefSeq and is a predicted model, not a curated record.